Molecule: messenger RNA, 2162 nt
Organism: Peromyscus leucopus (white-footed mouse)
Lineage: Eukaryota; Metazoa; Chordata; Mammalia; Rodentia; Cricetidae
Exons: 3
Coding region: 218-2065 (615 amino acids)
Source: RefSeq, a predicted model, not a curated record
CUCUAGAGCACCGAGAACAGAUAUGCGAAUGGCCUAUUCUCCUUGAUCUUGCCACAUGGAAGCCUCUAGCACUUUUGGAGAAGGCAGCUUCAAAGCCUGAGAAAUGAAACGGGUAAUUUAUCAUUGAGCAAGGACUACCUUCAGUAGAAGCCUCAGUUCAGCUUCAGACUUGUAGUGUGGCUCUCAAGCCCCAACUUUCUUCCUGCCUCCUCCCGACAUGUCUACAGUACCUCUGCAGCACCUCUGGCAGAUAUGUCUACAGUACCUCUGGCAGAUAUGUCUACAGUACAUCUGCAGCACCUCUGGCAGAUAUGUCUAUAGUACCCCUGGCAGAUACGUCUACAGUUCCUCUGCAUUACCUCUGGCAGAUCUGUCUACAGUACAUCUUGGAGAUCUGUCUGCAGGACAUCUGGGAGAUCUGUCUACAGGACAUCUGGGAGAUCUGUCUACAGUACAUCUGGGAGAUCUGUCUACAGGACAUCUGGGAUAUCUGUCUACAGGACAUCUGGGAGAUCUGUCUACAGGACAUCUGGGAGAUCUGUCUACAGUACAUCUGGGAGAUAUGUCCACAGGACAUCAUCUGGGAGAUUUGUCUACAGGACAUCUGGGAGAUCUGUCUAUAGGACAUCAUCUGGGAGAUCUGUCUACAGUACAUGUAGCAGAUAUGCCUACAGAACAUCUGGGAGAUUUUUCUACAGUACAUGUGGCAGAUAUGCCUACAGUACACGUGGCAGAUAUGCCCUCAGAACAUCUGGGAGAUAUGUCUACAGUACAUCUGGGAGAUACACCUACAGUACAUCUGGCAGAUAUGCCUACAGUACAUCUGGGAGAUCUGUCUACAGUACAUCUGGCAGGUGUAUCUACAGUACCUCUGGAACAUAUGCCUACAGUACAUUUGGCAGGUAUGUCUACAGUACCUCGGAUACAUGUGUCUACAGUACCUCUGGCAGAUGUGUCUAUAGUACCAGUACCUCUGGCAGAUGUGCCUACAGUACAUGUGGCAGAUAUGCCUACAGUACAUCUGGGAGAUCUGUCUACAGGACAUCUGGGAGAUCUGUCUACAGUACAUCUGGGAGAUCUGUCUACAGGACAUCUAGGAGAUCUGUCUACAGGACAUCAUCUGGGAGAUCUGUCUACAGGACAUCUGGGAGAUCUGUCUACAGAACAUCAUCUGGGAGAUCUGUCUACAGGACAUCAUCUGGGAGAUCUGUCUACAGGACAUCUGGGAGAUCUGUCUAUAGGACAUCAUCUGGGAGAUCUGUCUACAGAACAUCAUCUGGGAGAUCUGUCUACAGGACAUCUGGGAGAUCUGUCUACAGAACAUCUGGGAGAUCUGUCUACAGAACAUCAUCUGGGAGAUCUGUCUACAGAACAUCAUAUGGGAGAUCUGUCUACAGAACAUCAUCUGGGAGAUCUGUCUACAGGACAUCUGGGAGAUCUGUCUACAGAACAUCAUAUAGGAGAUCUGUCUACAGAACAUCAUAUGGGAGAUCUGUCUACAGUACAUCUGGGAGAUAUGUCUACAGAACAUCUGGGAGAUCUGUCUACAGAACAUCAUAUGGGAGAUCUGUCUACAGAACAUCAUAUGGGAGAUCUGUCUACAGAACAUCAUAUGGGAGAUCUGUCUACAGAACAUCAUAUGGGAGAUCUGUCUACAGUACAUCUGGGAGAUAUGUCUACAGAACAUCUGGGAGAAUUGCCUACAGUACAUGUGGGAGAUGUGCCUACAGUACAUGUGGGAGAUGUGUCUACAGAACAUCUGGGAGAAUUGCCUACAGUACAUGUGGGAGAUGUGUCGACAGAACAUCUGGGAGAAUUGCCCACAGUACAUGUGGGAGAUGUGUCGACAGAACAUCUGGGAGAAUUGCCCACAGUACAUGUGGGAGAUGUGUCUACAGUGCCUGUGUCAAAUGCGUUUCCAGUCCCUCUGGCAGAUAUGUCUACAGUACAUAUGACAGAUGUGUCUACAGUCCCUCUGGAACAUAUGUCUACAGUACCUCUGGCAGAUGUGUCUACAGUACCUCUGGUAGAUGUGUCUACACCCCUUUUGCUGCUUCAGAACUAAUUCCACCACUUAACUGUUGUGUGACUUUGACCAACUUCACCUCUCUAAAUGUUAUUUUCAUCCUCUAAAAUGUCAGCACUAAAAAGCAUUUAUUGUG